Molecule: messenger RNA, 2871 nt
Organism: Xiphias gladius (swordfish)
Lineage: Eukaryota; Metazoa; Chordata; Actinopteri; Istiophoriformes; Xiphiidae
Product: trophinin associated protein
Exons: 14
Coding region: 241-2325 (694 amino acids)
Source: RefSeq, a predicted model, not a curated record
UGAAGCGCGCUUUUUACAAACUGCUGCGAGUCCAGGAAGUUGACAGCCCACUGCGGUGUGAAAGGACGCAACAAGGGUUCUUUAAAUUCUACACAAAACCGCCUGGAAAACCAAAAUAUUUGGAAUUAGUUGUAUCAGAAAGACUUUAUUGGAUGCCCAACAGGACACAACAGCGACCCUUUUGUAUUUCGAAAUUCUUUUUCACACCUUCACCACCCACUUCUUCCUCCUGUCAUAGUUAUGGAUUCCUCUGCAGUCCUUCAUCAGCAAAGUCAGAACAAAAUCCGCAGCGACUUUCUGAGAAUGAAGAAUGAACAUAACAAAAUGCCAGCGGUCCCAAAGCCUUCCAAACUCCUGUCUGCACAGCACCUUUCCAAACAAGACAGUGAGAACAAGGAUCCAGGAAGCUCAGAAAUGGGUAGAAAGGCACCUGUGCGACCAGGUGUAAGCAGGCUUCCGGUGCUCGCAAAGUCUCUUCGUCUACAGACUCCCAGCGACUUCAGUCAAACCCACUGUAGGUGGGAGGAGAAAUCAUUGGCUGGGAAAGCUAAGAAGAAAAAGCCAUGUACCAGGCCUCUGCCGUUUAACCUGUCCCAGCCCAAGAGGUCAAAAACGACCAGCGAAAAUCAACAGCCCAUAAUUGCACCCCAGUCACAGACUGGCACUCAUGCUGUCCAACCUGAAACCACUGUAUGCAAUGUUCGUCUAAAGACCCAAAACAUAUAUUCAAAACCUACUAAACAUCCAGCUGUGGUAAACAGCCAUGUUGACUCAACACACAAGUCUCAUGGCAAAGCUACAGAAAAUAUAUCCCACCUCUCAGGGCUGUCUCAGCUUCCCAACACAUUUAAGACUUCAGACACUUUGUCCAAUCCUCCGUCAGCCAUUCCUAAUAACGCUCUGCAUCAGAACAGUGCUCCUUCCUCUGCACAGCCUGCUCUUAGUGCAGAGACCUGUUUGGAAAACAUGAACUUGCUCAGUCUCAAAGACCCGACCAAGACAUCGCUUGCUAGCCAGAGCACGCAGCUGACCAAGCAGGUUAAUUUUUCAAAGGGUUCAACUGACAAAGGGGAGAACUUCCAGUCUGACCAUGCGGCUUUGCUAAGUAUCCUCCGGAACGAGGGAGUAAGUGCCACAGGUCUGGGAUCUGCAACUCCACAGUCCAAACUGUAUAACUACCUGCCCCAGCGAGUGUCUGUCAUGAAGAGUCGACAAAAAGCUGGACCUUCCACAGGACCAGUGAAGCUGGUACCGUUCUCCCCCGACUCCGCUGCACUGCAAAGUAUCCUCCAGAAUGAGGGGGUGAAGGCUGGAGGGCUCGUGGGUACCACACCCCGAAACUCCGUCUGUCCAUCAGGCAGAGGCACUUCAGUCUACACAGCUCAGAGAGUGCCAGUUAAGAAAAAUCAUGCAGAGGCGACUGGCGGACCAGUGGCAGUAGCGCUCAAAGAGACUCUGCUGAAGAAAUGGACUCCACAGAGAGUCCGCGACACCAGACAUCAGCCCAUGUCUGCUAUGAAAUGGCAUCUAUCGACACAACAGUCCCCGUACACCGGCACGCCCGGGCUGAAGAGCUGCAAAACCAACCUUCAGCCACACCAGGAGCAGGAGGUCGUCCAGAGAUUAUUUGAUGAUCCAGAGGAUGAGCAGAGCACAAAUGUGACAAACAAAGAUCCUGAGACGCAAGCAGAGCAGCUCCUAGUUCAAGCCUCAAAUACUAAAACCCGUCGUGAAAAAAAGGUAGAGACAAGCAGGGCCAACACCAGCGAGGAUGACGAGAAGGAGAAGGAGCAGGAGCAGAAGCAGAGGCUGGUGGGAGGAGAGCCAUUCUUCCAAGCACCACAAAGAGAGUCAGUCAUUUUUUUCUCAACCGGCAAAAAGCUGUUCAGAGCCCCACGUUUUGAGAAGCAGGAGAGCUCAUCUGAUCAGGAUCAGCAUGAUCCGGUUUCAUCAGAACAGAGAAAGGUGCUGCCAGUACAAGAAGAGGUGUCGUCUGUGUCAGAGCCACCCUGUCAGAUCAACCCUUCUGUUCAGAGUCUGCACAGAGAUAUCAUUAAUCAGAAGAGUUGUGGUCUGAGUCCCGCAGUGGCGUUGCUGCGUAAGCGUCUUCCUCCUCUGGAGGAGCUGCGCAUGGACGAGGAGGUGGCCACCUACACCUCAGUGUCUGUCUCCGCUGCUCCUGGGUUUCUCCCAGUUCGGCCUCGCUGUGGAAACCCGCUGGCCUCCAUCCUGCACUUCGAAGAGUCCUCUAGAUUUCUUCCAAUUGGCUUCGACGUCCCCUCUGGUCCUUCUUCUCCACCAAGCUCUCCACUGCAGGAGAGAUGAUUUGCACUACAAGUACAGUAUUUGUUUUUACUGUGAACAUCCAGAGUGGAUAAGCUUACCCCGGUGUACUGAUGAGACUCUCUUUAGUGGAACUGAUUUUGUUGUCUAACAUUGUUGUUGCCAGCCUUAGUACAGGUCCAAAGAACGCUGUUGGUAUCAUGUUUUUGAAACCAUAAAACCUAUUGUUUUCUAAAUGUUUAUGACUGCUUUCAGUAGAUGCUUUCUAAAGAAAAAAAAAAGAAAAAGGCAUCUUUUAUACUACAAGCAAUCAUGUUUGUCAGAACUGUAGAUGCACAGCUAUUAGAUAUAAUGUUUAUGAAAUGAACCCAAAACUAAAUGUUGGGAAAAAUACAUGUUGUAAAGAGUCAAUGAAGGCACUGGACUUUAUCAGUGUUAUAGCUAUAGCAUCCCUAUAGAUUAGGAUGGCUCAGAGCAUUGUUAUUUGUUGUUGUUAGCCAUUUUUAAUAAACCAGAAAUCUUCUUGUGUGGAUGGAAAAUGAUUAAAGUUCUUAAUGUACAGUGUUUAUAAUAAAUGUAUAUAUGUUA